Aspergillus nidulans FGSC A4 is the source of this 1254-nucleotide messenger RNA. RefSeq names its product putative bis(5'-nucleosyl)-tetraphosphatase. Gene Ontology annotation, molecular function: ATP:ADP adenylyltransferase activity; ATP binding. Gene Ontology annotation, biological process: nucleotide metabolic process. NCBI's taxonomy places the organism in Eukaryota, Fungi, Ascomycota, Eurotiomycetes, Eurotiales, Aspergillaceae. The record is from RefSeq and is a predicted model, not a curated record. The transcript has 3 exons. The coding region runs from base 1 to 1254 and encodes 417 amino acids.
AUGGACGAAAUUGAGGAUGCCAUAAAUGCUCGUAUAUGCUCGUAUAUGCUUCUCGAGUUUUCCAUGACUAUGGACUUAGGUGAUGAAGAUGACAAUGGCCUCUCAGCUGCUAUACUCCCUAGCCCCACCGCACCCCGCAUUUAUUGUCCGACGCUCAGCAAUCCUGUCUUCUCCAACUCUCCGCGACAUUCAUUCAAACGACGAAUUCACAGGAUGCAGCUUGGUCUCACCGAGAGUCUCCCCGCUCUCGUUGCGAAACGCUUCACAGCUGCUAAGGACGCUGGCCAUCUGAUCUUCUCCCAAACUCAUCUUGAAAUCCUCCGCCCCGGUGGCGUUCCCUACCAACUCAGAUACUGCCCUGCUCUUGCAAAUAAACCAACCGGCAAGCCAAAAUCGGAUGAAGGAAGCCCAAAGAAAAGAUUUGACCCCUUCGAGAAUCCUUCCCCGGAGCUUUUGAUCGCACAUUUUCCGAAAGAAAAUCCAACCCACUUCCUCGUUCUGAAUAAAUUCCCCGUUAUCCCCAAUCACUUUAUUCUGGCGACGACUGCCUGGCGAGAACAAACCGAUAUAUUGGAAAAGGAAGAUUUGGCGGCGGCGUACGCCUGCGUGAAGGCGUGGAAUGAUGGAAACCAGUCGGGCGGCACCUCGUCCAAGAGAUUAUUUGCAUUCUUCAAUUCCGGUUAUGAAAGUGGAGCAAGCCAGCCACAUAGACAUCUACAAUUCAUCCCCGUAGAGGCAAUGGCACAAGACGACGAGACUGGCACCUGGAAGCCGCUAAUCGACACGGUCCCGUCACAGCCGGCGUCCUUUGGAUCAGAAUUUCGACGAGUGGCCGGGAUACCGCUCGCAAACUUCGCUCUUCCCCUACCUGCAGAUGCUUCUGCCGAGAAGCUUCACGAGAUAUAUCUAUCUCUGUACAAGGCUGCUGCAGUGGCAGCAGGAGUUCCCCGGAGCCAAUUACAGUCAAGUACAGGGCCGGCCAUCAUUAGCUACAAUCUUGCAAUGACCGAUUCAACAAUGAUGAUCUGUCCCAGAAAGAGUGUGAGCGCUGUUGUCUCAGUAGAUGAUGCAGCACGCAAAGAUAUUGCCGAAGCGGGCGUCGUUGAACUUAACGGGACACUUCUUGCCGGUACAAUGAUGGUGAAGGCUGAAGCGGAAUGGCAUGAGUUGCGUAGGAGCCCUGAUGCUUUGAUGAAGGUUCUCGCCUCCAUUGGAUAUCCUCAUCCGGAUCCAAGAGAGCUCUCUUUAUUAUGA